AUGGACUUCCGGGUUUUUAAACGGUAUGCUGCUGCCGCAUAUGGUUUUAAAGUUUUUCAAGUUAAGUUGUCUUUUCCAGCUGAUCUACGUUGGAGCGCUUCAAGAAGUCCCAGUGGAACUCUCCCAAGUCCUCGUGUUGGUCACACUGCUGUUUCUUUGUGCUUGACGUCUCGCUCGCCAUUGCCAUCUCACCUGGUAGUGACUGGAGGCUACGAUGGGCAGUCCCUUCUCAAGGACAUCUUAGUCUAUCACGCAGACGAAUCAAUGUGGAGAAUACCAGAGCUCAAGCUUAAUAUCGCCGAAGAGUCAUUCCGAUCGGUUCAGCAUCACACAGCCUGCGUACGCAACAACAAGAUCAUAUUCUUCGGCGGAUUCAACGGAGCCGAGGAUUCUUCGGACUUAUUCAUCCUCGAGUUUUCGGAAGAUGGAAAUUCCUGUGAGUUGUCACAGCCAGAGUACCGUGUGGGAAUUGUUCCAGGCCCAAUGUCACAGCACACGAGCUGCGUGAGCAGUGACGACAACCAUAUGAUUGUUUUUGGUGGAUACCGCUCAAACGUGGGACACUUGAACGAGCUAUGGAUGCUAGACUUGCGGUGGAUGGAUUGGCACUUGCCGGACUACUAUCGGGAUCCUCCAGCACCUCGUCGGGGGCAUGAAGCAGUGAUAAUCGGGACUAAGAUGUACGUUUUUGGAGGCUACGACGGGAAGACCAACUUUGGAGACUUUUAUACGCUCGAUCUGGGGACGAUGGAGUGGAACCAAGUGGAGCACUUUGGAGAGGCUCCCACAGCAAGGAGACACCAUGCAAUGGCGGCUGUUGGGAAGAAUCUGGUGCUUUACGGGGGAUACAAUGGCGUUACGUACCUUGACGACGUUUACAGCUUCGAUACAGAGACCUCCUUCUGGAAACGCUGGAAGAUCUUGAAAAGUUCUUCCUCCGGCAGAGACACCGAAAUCUAUGGGAGGUCCAUGCACGCCAUGGUUUCUAUGGGACAGCGCUUUGUUAUAGUUGGGGGUAUACACGAGUAUGGAACUCUUGGAGGCGUGGUUUACCUGGAAAACGGUGCAGCUGUUGAUGGACUUGCGCUGCAAAAGGAGCUCACCAGCGAGCGAUGCAAAGUCGAAACUCUCCAGCAAAAUCUUGCCCAGUACGAGGGAAUGGUGCAUAGAAAGGUGGCCGAUCUCGCGCUUGCUUACUCUAAAAUCGCUGAGUGCCAGGCCGUGUUGAAGGAAGAAGUCAAGGCGAGAAAGGCAGGAGCCGUGAAGCAACAAAUCCUCAUUCAAAAGCUAAAGAAAGUUCGCAAAAAAUCCACCUUGUGGUGAUGAUGAAAGUUCUUCCCCUUUAUACUGAGGUUUUCGCUCUUCGCUCGUCC
Messenger RNA from Selaginella moellendorffii, 1373 nucleotides. Its product is annotated as rab9 effector protein with kelch motifs. Gene Ontology annotation, molecular function: protein binding. The record is from RefSeq and is a predicted model, not a curated record. The coding region runs from base 1 to 1323 and encodes 440 amino acids. The transcript is spliced from 5 exons. NCBI's taxonomy places the organism in Eukaryota, Viridiplantae, Streptophyta, Lycopodiopsida, Selaginellales, Selaginellaceae.